CCUCUUCCGCGAGCAAAUUUUCUUCUUGGCGGGGUCGUCGCAUGAGGCCGGGUCAUCGCUUUCGAACGCCCGAGUGGGAUAUUUCGCCUGCAGCUCAUCUCAGGCGAGCAAACGACUUCUCGAGCAUACCGGAACCAGUCUUCCACUGGCUGACCUCGCUCUUGCGGUGGCCACUGACUUCGUUCCUCCUGGAGGUGCCAAACGAUUUCGGAUCGGGCUGGUUCCCAGAUUGAACCGGGCGGUGCAACAGAGCAGAAAGGGGAUCGGCGAAAGUCUGCUCAAGUUCGAUUUCGUUUUGGGAGACAACAAUGAUGAUUGACAAAGUGAUUACGGCGAGUUGCAGCGAAGCAGACUCCAUUGAUGAGUUCUUUCCUUCUUCUGUUUCCGUGCGACUUUGAUGAAUUGCUUACAAACUGCUGUUGUUUGGCUGGAGCUUUUAGAUACUAAAAUUUCUUGAUGACAUGUGGUAAAAUUGGAUUACUUUGAUAAAUAUUAUUUUUAUUUCACAAAAUAACUUUCGAAUUAAAGCCUGGGAGAAUGAUCUUUUGCAUGGAAAAAUUCUUUACACAACACUGAUUGAAUAACUAUGUUUGCAAAAAACUAUUUUUUUCUUCAUUUGCAAUCGUCAAAAGUGUUGCUAUUAUGCUCACUCACCGUAAAUUUUUGAACCCAGAAAAUAGACCAGUUGAAUAAUUUCAACCGAGAGUAAAGUUACUUCUUUGCAAACUUUUGAGACCUAAGAAUUGAGUUGCUCACCAGAUAAAAGAAUCUAUUCCUUAUUUAUUAUAUAAGACAUAAUUUUAAGCGCUUAAUUCCAUUAGAUGAACAAUUAAAAAUUCUAUAAAUUCUAAAUUAAAAUUCUAUUUUACUUAGUUUUUGAACUACAUAUGUUGCGUAUUUAUUAGAUCCAAGCCUGAAUGAUUUAAAUCCUCGUUUUUGUGCUACAGAAGACUAAAAAAUUAAACUCAAUAAUAAAAAUCCUACUCGAGUAUUAUACUGUGAUCAGCUUGUGAAAGUGACAUCGUGCAGAGGGUCCGUGCCAACAGACAGUUGAUUGUUCCUGUAGGACAACAUGUGGUACAGUGCGACAAGUGGUCAUGUGCGAACGGAGGCGACGUCCGGCAGGACUAACAAGAAGUUGAAGAAGUUCAUUAUCGUCCUGGAUAACGAGACGCUGCUCUAUUUGCCGGGCUCCUUUUUAUCCGGGAGUGUUUUGGUCGAGUUGGAGAAUGAUACGCCGGUGCUCGGUCUUUUCUUUCACAUCUUGGGCGAGGGCGUCGUCCGUUUGUCGGAGCGGGGCGGUUCCGGAUACAAUGACAAGGAGAAUUAUAUCGACUUCAAAAUGAGGAUGCUGGGAGAAGGGCCGCCCACGGGAGGCGGUGGUCGCAUGAUGAUCCUUUCGCCGGGUGUGCACACUUUCCCCUUCAAGCUGGGCCUCCCACUGGGACUUCCUUCUACGUUCCUCGCCAAGCACGGAUGGGUCCAGUACUACUGCAAAGCGGAACUCAAGGAAGCCUGUGGACUGACACACAAGAAUCAACAAGUGUUCAUCGUCAUGAAUCCCAUCGACCUCAACCUGGAGCCCUCCCUGCUCAUGCAACCCUUCCAUUGCGAGAUCGAAGAAAAGGUGGGCAUUCCAUGCCUGACGUCUGGAACCAUCAUUUGCCGAAUCCGACUGGACAGGGGCGGGUACGUGCCCGGGGAGAAUGUCUGCAUCUUCGCCGCCAUAGAGAACAGCAGCAAGGUCACCAUCAAGAGGACGCGGGCCAUCCUCACCGAGACGAUUCAAUACACAGCCAAAAACAAACUUGUUCAGACGACGAGUCGGGAGCUGGCCUCUCUGCAAAAGGGUCGAAUCGCGUCCGGCUCUGGUGACCAGUGGCAAAACGCUCUCCUUCACAUUCCUCCUCUCCCACCGACCAACUUGAGGGGAUGCCAUUUAAUCCGUAUACAGUACGACGUUUACUUCGUAAUCGAGCCGAAGGGCUUGGAUCGGCCUAUCAAGCUGCAGCUGCCCAUCAUGAUUGCCACUUACCCAGCCAGGAACAAGGACGGAACUCUGAAGAGGAGAGGGAGACUGCCGGCCUAUCCCGCCCUUCUUCCCGUCUUCAGAAACUGAGGCCAAACUACGAACGAAGGAGACAUUCACUGUUCAAUACAGAUUCCAGUCAAUUCAGGAUAUGGUUCAAAAAGUAUUUUCCGCAUGCGUUGUGAUCGCGUUACACUUUUAAAGUGCGAAAAACAAAACAAUAAGAAAGAUAGUUACACGGAAGAAGAAACGUGAAGAAAUUUCAUUUAUUAUUAUUAUGAACGAUUUCAAUUUUUGCCACUCCAUUUAUCCUUUAUGAAAGUAAACUUUUCUUUUGCCUAUCAUUUGAAUUGAAUGAUUCCCGACAGCUGUCAUGUCUUCACUAUUUUUAACAUUGUUACAGUUUCCUAACUUACAGAUUCUGUGUCAUUCAAUGCAUGCGCGUCUGAUUAACGAAAAGGAUGAACACCAAAUCAAUACAAAACCCCUCAAUGAUUCUGGAAACAAACCACGAUGCCAUCUUUGUUCCGGCUCGUGCCUUCUUAUCCAAACAAGAUACAAUCUCGUGAGAACUAUUAUUAAGAGAUCUGUGGCGGAAUACUUUAAUAUUUCAUUCUUUGUGUCAUUGUAGCACGCUCACAACGAAUUUUUAUAAAUGUAGCCACUUAAAUGUAUCGUUUGUAAGCGAACCGAAAUAAAGAUUUAAAAAUAGUUUUUCCUACAAGAUGUAAAUAAACAAACACUUUCCUAAAUCUUUAUUUCAAGCUUUCGAUUUAUUUCAAUUUGUGAAAAUUUACUGCAGUCAUAUCAUAAUUUUUAUGUUUUCCAUAAUAUCAUAAAUAAUAUAAUAACAUAAACACACCAUAUCAUAAAAUUGUAAGUACCAUUUUAUAUAUUUCCCCGAUAUUACAACAAUGUCAAGUUCAAUGUUAUGGCAAUAUUGUAUGAUAUUGGCGCGAUAUCUAAUGGCGCGAAAGACAAUAAACCUUUU
This is a messenger RNA of Argiope bruennichi, 3020 nucleotides long. Its product is annotated as arrestin domain-containing protein 4-like. Gene Ontology annotation, cellular component: cytoplasm. The transcript is spliced from 6 exons. The record is from RefSeq and is a predicted model, not a curated record. The coding region runs from base 1073 to 2119 and encodes 348 amino acids. Lineage: Eukaryota; Metazoa; Arthropoda; Arachnida; Araneae; Araneidae. Gene Ontology annotation, biological process: protein transport.